AUGUCCCCUACUCCUAUGAUUCAUGUGGCACUCUUGCCAAGCUCAGGUAUGGGCCAUCUCACUCCAUUUUUGAGACUAGCUUCAUUGCUUCUCCAACAUCAAUGUCAUGUCACUCUCAUCACUCCGCAACCAACAGUUACAAAAGCAGAAGAAGAUUUCAUCUCUAAGUUUCACUCUUCAUUCCCUCAGGUGAAUAGAGUUCAGUUUCAUCUUCUUCCUUUUCAUGAUAAUGCUGCUGCCACGACUAACACUUCUGUUGAUCCUUUUUACCAACAAUUUGCAUCGAUACGUUGCUCUUCACACCUUCUAUCACCUCUUCUUGCUUCACUUUCACCACCUUUAUCUUCAUUCAUCUAUGACAUGACAUUGAUUUCACCUAGUCUUCCUAUUGCUGAAACCCUUUGUGUUACUCAUUAUAUCUUGUUCACUUCUUCGGCCACCAUGUUCUCGUUCUUCUCUUACUUUCCCUCAUUGGCUGCUGCUACUACAUCGUUUUCUGAAGUCGAUGUAGUUGAGAUUCCAGGUGUUUCGUCCAUGCCAAGAUCAUCUAUCCCUCCAUUAUACAAACUCAAAAUAACUGAAGAUUUAAGUCAUAAAUCAAAUGACUAUACGAAGUAA
Messenger RNA from Medicago truncatula (barrel medic), 618 nucleotides. RefSeq names its product UDP-glycosyltransferase 13. Gene Ontology annotation, molecular function: UDP-glucosyltransferase activity. The coding region runs from base 1 to 618 and encodes 205 amino acids. Lineage: Eukaryota; Viridiplantae; Streptophyta; Magnoliopsida; Fabales; Fabaceae. The transcript has a single exon. The record is from RefSeq and is a predicted model, not a curated record.